This is a messenger RNA of Stylophora pistillata, 3517 nucleotides long. Its product is annotated as RNA helicase MOV-10. Lineage: Eukaryota; Metazoa; Cnidaria; Anthozoa; Scleractinia; Pocilloporidae. The record is from RefSeq and is a predicted model, not a curated record. Gene Ontology annotation, molecular function: 5'-3' RNA helicase activity; RNA binding.
GUCCAAUUCAGCAGAAAAACAUUAUAAAUUUGUAUUUGCCUGUCGUAAUAUUCAGUGAAAGAAAUCGAAGGCAUACAUAGCUCAAAGACCUUUGCCAGUAUGUUUCGUCGCCCUAGAUCGAGCAGAACUCUUGAGCAGGAAAAAAAUAUUGCCCAAACGUUUGUUAAGUUUCUGGAAGACAACAAUCGUAAAGAAGACAUGUUUGUUGACGAUUUGAGGCAAAUCUAUCAAGGAGAAUUUCGUCCUUUGUACAACACGCUGGGUAUGUCAUUCUCCAAACUUUUGAAUACGCUCACCUACCAUAUAAAUGCUUGUCAGCAACUUCAAGAUCGUGUUAUCUUUGGCGGUGGAGAAGCCGCAGCUCUUCAACUCCUUACCGACGAUCCUGAGGAGCAGGGAGAUAGUCCUGAUGACCUUUGUUAUCGGCGCUCUUCCCUGAGUUUGAGGCCUUACUAUUGUCAAACUUGUAAAAAAGAUCUUGGAAAUGGCGAGGCCUACAGGAAACACAUCGAAGGAGUGAAACAUCGCCAACAGUAUAUCCUCGUAACGAUUCGAAAAUCACUAAAAAAACCAGAACUUGUCUUUGACAAAAAUGGGAUAAGAGUUACUUCAGAUCCAGCUGGAGAUGAACAUGGUGUGAUAGAAUUGAAAGUUGAGAGUGGAAAAUACGGGCAGAUUGUGUUGAUUAUAGAGAACCGCAGUGAGGAGAUCAUCACCCUGAAGGAUAUCACUUUGUUGUGGAGUGUCAACUUUUUUGACUACUCGGAAAUAUCCAGUAUUGGGCCUGAUGAAGGUCAACUCUACCCAGGUUGUAAGCAAAGGUUCAGGAUUGGCUGCAAGCGUCGCCGGGAGUUUGGUUAUUCGUAUGUUCCUGGUGUGCUUACAUUUCAAACUGAAGACGGGAAGGAGUUUCAUAUCCUGAGGUUUUUUUCCGUGCGUAUCGUGAGUGACUUGUACGAUGACUUGAAGCAGACCUCAGAGUAUCGACCUCCCCCUCGGGCACCAGAAAUUCCCAGGGAUGUUAAAACAUUUGGAGGGAUACCCCUUCCACGGAUGCAGAGAAAUGGUUUAAUUAUGGAGAAGCUGGACGUUUAUGAAAUCCCUUUAACAGUAAAAGCCCAGGUAAAAGCCCAGGUCAUGAAAAACAAUCAGAUCGGAGAGGGACUAUGCGAGCGAUUGAAGAAGAAUUUAAGUUUUGACAACUACAAAGAGAAGUUCUGUCUGCUCCUUCACUUGGAAGAAUUUCAAAUGCAGAAGGAUAUCAGAAACUAUGAUAUGAAAGGAGUUGUUUUUCAACAGGAAAGAGGGGACAGACGCUUUCUGAACUUAGAGGUACCUGGCCUUGCAGAAAAUCGCCCGUCCGUGUUACGCGGUGAUAAGAUCUAUGCCUACGAGCCAGGUAUAUUACAGCGGCGAUACGAAGGAAUCGUGCACAAGGUUCAAAUGCUGGAUGUGAAACUUGGCUUUGACAUGAACGAAAUGCCUUAUAUUAAAGGAAAGAAGUUUGACAUUCAGUUCACAUUCCAUCGAUUACCAGUACAGAUGGAACAUCGCGCGUGCGAGCGGAUUGCAUCCGUGAACAGGCAAGAUAUGCGCCAUGUUCUUUUCCCAACAGUGGACAGUCUCGAUCGAAGAGGAGAAAUUAAUAAAGAAGUUAGUUUCUUCUACGAUCGUAAUCUAAACAGUGAACAGGAGCAAGCAGUUCAGAAGAUUGUGUCAGGAUCUUCACGCCCUGCACCAUAUCUUGUGUUUGGACCCCCUGGAACUGGAAAGACUGUUACAUUGGUCGAGGCGAUUAAACAGGUGCACGCUUUGAUUGGCUCAAGCUACAUUCUGGCUUGUGCGCCAGAAAACAGCGCUGCUGACCUAUUAGCUGAGCGCCUGUUGCCUCACGUAGAUAAAGGCAAAAUGUUCCGGAUGUACGCUGCGUCAAGGCCCUGGGACUUUGUGCCUCAAAAGCUUAAGGACGCACGAGUAGUCAAUUUUGACCCUGUGUUACAUGAAGUGUAUUACCCUUCUAGAGAGGAAUUGGUCAGCGACUAUCGCAUUAUUGUUACCACGCUAGUCACAGCAGGAAGGUUGGUGUCAGCCCUGUUCCCCAGAAAUCAUUUCACGCACAUUUUCAUAGACGAGGCGGGUCAUGCAACAGAACCUGAGUGUAUCAUCCCUGUGGCAGACCUCCUGGACCCCUAUAACCCCAGGGGCGGUCAGCUGGUGCUUGCAGGAGACCCUAAGCAGUUAGGACCAAUCCUCAGAUCCCCAAUUACACAGAAGUAUGGACUGGAAACUUCUCUCUUGGAACGGCUGAUGACUUCAUGUCCCGCCUACGAUCGUGGAGCUGGAGGGAAUUAUAAUUCAAAUCUGUUGACAAAACUUGUGAACAAUUACCGUUCACACAGAGCCAUUAUCGAGAUUCCCAAACAGCUGUUUUAUGAAAACGAGCUGAAUGAAUGCGCUGGAGAUUUCAGAAAUGUGAUGAUAGGCUGGGAAGAGCUUCCAAAUAAGAACUUCCCGAUAAUUUUCCAUCCGGUGUUUGGUAAGGAUGAAAGAGAAGGCAGCAGCCCUUCAUUCUUUAACGUGGCUGAGGUGGAAACUAUUGAGCGAUACCUGAGGAAACUGUUGGACGACAAUGUGAGGAGCAGAGGACUAAAGCACUUGAGACCUGAGAUGAUUGGGGUGAUAUCGCCUUACAAGAGACAAGUGCAAAAGAUCCAAAAAAUGAUCGAAAAAAGGCGCUUUGGUGGCGAAAUCAAAGUUGGUAGCGUGGAAGAGUUUCAGGGGCAAGAAAGAAGAAUAAUCAUCUUGUCAACAGUUAGAAGCACCAAGAAAGAAUAUCUGGAGAUGGACAAGAACUUCCACCUCGGAUUCCUAAACAAUCCUAAGAGAUUCAACGUGGCCAUAACUCGUGCCCAGGCUCUCUUGAUUCUGAUAGGGAACCCGGACAUGCUCUGCCGGGACGAGAACUGGAAAACUUUUAUAAGUUACUGUCUUGCAAACAACGCUGCUGUUGACGCAGAAAGGAAAGAAAAGGUGGAAGACAUUGCAGACACUUUGAAACGACUCAACCUCUUCUCUGCAGCAUCAUCAGAAUACGACGAAGACUCAGAAAUUAGCCAGCGUCAGCUUCAAGAACACCCAGAGUGGACUAGGCACGAAUAAAUAUCGCUAUAUCAGUCUACAGCUGCGCUAGAAUCUUAUUAUCUCAUAACAGUUUUCUUUUAACAAAUCAACUUUCGGGAACUUUAGUUACUUUUACCGUGUUAAAUUUUGUAGCUUAGGAUUUGCAAUUGCAACAAAUAACAUUGCUACAUACUUGGCCCUUGCAUUACUGGUCAGUGGGUAAGUAGUCUAAUAAUGACAAGGUUUUUAACUCACAGAACAUCAGACGUGCCACCUAGCAUUUCUGUUGCAUCUUAAAACUUGUACUUAGGAGUUCUAGACACCAUAGCAUUAUCAAGAAAACUUGCUCAUUCAGAACGAUAAAACCGAUAACUUUCAAUAAACAUAUUCUAACAAA